Molecule: messenger RNA, 7415 nt
Organism: Megalopta genalis
Lineage: Eukaryota; Metazoa; Arthropoda; Insecta; Hymenoptera; Halictidae
Gene: nAChRbeta1
Product: nicotinic acetylcholine receptor beta1
Biological process (GO): monoatomic ion transmembrane transport
Cellular component (GO): postsynaptic membrane
Molecular function (GO): transmembrane signaling receptor activity; acetylcholine-gated monoatomic cation-selective channel activity
Source: RefSeq, a predicted model, not a curated record
UGCCCAGUCACCCCCUACGCACCGAACUCCGGAACGCAUCCGAGUCACGCGUUUCAAAGUGCAUUUUACGAAACAAAGUGCAUUUUACGUUCCGACGAACGCCGUCAGCGAAAACACCGAAUUUCGAAGAAGAAGUUUGCGUCCGCGUCGGAAUAUCUGGAAAGGGUUGUUAAUUUGUUGCACGAGAAUGGAGCAGGGUGUGUGCCAGCGGAUCGGAUGGCAAGAAAGGAAAUGCACUUAUUGGCCAGCGUCUGCGUACUCAUAUUGAUCUGCGGCGGUGGCCGUGGAGUAAGGGUGUCUGCGGGUGGGACACCUAAAACCUGCCCAAAAUGCAUUUUUGUUUGCGGCUCGCGCGUCUUCUCCUGAUAUCCGCGGCUUUUUGCGUCGGUCUCUGCUCCGAAGAUGAGGAGAGGUUGGUCCGAGAUCUGUUCAGAGGAUACAAUAAACUCAUCAGACCAGUUCAGAAUAUGACGGAGAAGGUGCACGUGAACUUUGGCCUGGCUUUCGUGCAGUUGAUCAACGUGAACGAGAAAAAUCAGAUCAUGAAGUCAAACGUAUGGCUGCGAUUCGUCUGGACGGAUUACCAAUUGCAAUGGGACGAAGCGGACUAUGGCGGUAUCGGUGUUCUCAGGUUGCCACCAGACAAAGUGUGGAAACCUGAUAUUGUGUUGUUUAACAACGCGGACGGUAACUACGAAGUACGUUACAAAAGCAACGUUCUAAUUUAUCCUAACGGCGACGUCCUCUGGGUGCCGCCAGCGAUUUACCAAAGUUCGUGCACCAUCGACGUCACGUACUUCCCGUUCGAUCAACAGACCUGCAUCAUGAAAUUCGGAUCUUGGACGUUCAACGGCGACCAAGUCUCUUUAGCACUCUACAACAACAAGAACUUCGUGGAUCUGUCCGAUUACUGGAAAAGUGGCACUUGGGACAUCAUUAGCGUACCGGCGUACUUGAACACUUACCAGGGCGACUUCCCGACAGAGACGGACAUCACUUUCUACAUCAUAAUCAGACGCAAGACUCUGUUCUACACGGUGAACUUGAUCCUCCCGACGGUUCUGAUCUCAUUCCUCUGCGUGCUGGUCUUCUAUCUUCCCGCGGAAGCUGGCGAGAAAGUGACGCUCGGAAUCAGUAUUCUGCUAUCUUUGGUCGUGUUUCUGUUGCUGGUCAGCAAGAUCCUGCCGCCUACAUCGCUCGUGUUACCGUUGAUCGCCAAGUACCUCCUAUUCACCUUCAUCAUGAACACUGUCAGUAUCCUGGUGACCGUGAUCAUCAUCAAUUGGAACUUUCGCGGACCCCGGACGCACAGGAUGCCGCAGCUCAUCAGAAAGAUCUUCCUCAAGUACCUGCCGACCAUACUGCUGAUGAGAAGACCGAAGAAGACCAGGCUGAGGUGGAUGAUGGAGAUACCGAACGUGACAUUGCCGACAUCUACUUACUCGGGAAGCCCAACAGAAUUGCCGAAACACCUGCCCGCCUCGUUAGCUAAGUCGAAGAUGGAGGUGAUGGAGCUGUCCAAUCUUCAUCAUCCUAACUGCAAGAUCAACAGGAAGGUACAUCACACUACCAGCAGCUCGAGCGCAACUGGCGGCGAGGGCUUGGCUGAUAGAAGAGGAUCCGAGAGCUCGGAUUCGGUGUUACUUAGCCCGGAAGCUAGCAAGGCUACCGAGGCUGUCGAAUUCAUUGCUGAACACUUGAGAAACGAGGAUUUGUACAUACAGACAAGGGAAGAUUGGAAAUACGUGGCGAUGGUAAUUGACCGACUACAGCUGUACAUCUUCUUCAUCGUAACAACCGCAGGAACCGUCGGGAUCCUGAUGGACGCGCCGCAUAUAUUCGAGUACGUGGACCAGGAUCACAUUAUAGAGAUCUAUCGUGGAAAGUAAUUUCCACGGAAUUUAGCAAAUUAUAAAUUGCGUGCCAUCCCCGCAACAAUUUCUUUGAGACACCGUCACGAUCUGUAACCCGAUCGGAUUCUUUUCAUACGGUUACACGCGGAGACUUAUUUUACGGUACAGUCGAGAACUCGGUUUGACAUCGAACCGUGCGAUGUAACGUUACAGAGAUUCAUUCGCGUCUUUUUCCAAAACGAUUCAGAAAUUAUCGAGCCAUUGAUGAAAUCGCGGCACGCGGCCUCGAUGAUUAAUCGCGCACCGAAUUCAACAGCCGAUUUUACUUCGUUCCUGGCAUUAUACGACUACCGUCUUCUUCUUCCGUCUAACACACGCAUAACUUCAACCGCGAGUCGAUAACGCCACGACGUGGCCGGCGUAUACGAAACGCUCAGGCAUCCGGGUCGAUCAUUUCUAACAAUCGAUCGUUUCUUCGUUUUAUACUCGUGAACGACUAUCAACGUCGCUGGAUCAUCGCAACUUCUGAAUUCGUGAAGAAACAAAAAGCUCAAUGGCACUCGUUGCAUAGUAACGUACCACUUAAAUUAAUUAAACUAAGCGUUAGAGUACUGCUAAUAAUAUCGAAUCCAUUUGAAUUCCGUUUCGUUGCGUGACGAUCCAAGUUUGCCGAAAUUAAAGGGUUCCCCAAAUACGUAAACGCUUUCGUGGUCCCCGAGAUUCUCCGAAACUAACGUUCUCCAAACGUGUACACGCGGUUCCGUGAUCUCCAAUCGUUUCUAACGACAAUUGUUGUGUUUGACUUGAUGUCGGUCGUCGACGAAGCAUGGUAGACUUCGGCCGGCGACGUCUUAUAUUGUUAGAAUUAAUCAUGGCUGCCUCCACGAUUAAUUGUCUUCCUUCGGAACCUUUGCCGCAAGCAUGCUGAAACGGACGCGGAUCAAAUCCGAACUGGGUUGCGGGUGAAAUGUGCCAGAUGCUUCAGCGAGUCUCGACGCUUCCUCUUAACCCUUUUUGGCUACACUUAAGAAAAUGUUGCUUUCUUGAUAUUUUGAAUGCACAACAUUUCUUAUUUCUAAUUUUAUUUCUAAUUAUCAGGCUUUACAAAAUUGUUACAAUUUCUUUCCGGAGCUUUUUCGAACUGCAUCAAACAAGUUUGGUAUAUUUCGCUCAGGUACACGCGGCUCUUUUGCUCGGCAGUUUUAAGAGGGUUAAAGUUCCCUUUCCAGCAUACUUUCCCCGCAUCCAGCCGAAUCUGGCACCUUUCAACGCAACGCUGAAUCCGAAAACGAAGAGAAAAAGGUAAAAAAGAGUCACUUAGGAAGUCACCGUUAAAUCAAUGUCCAUUGAUCGCCUGUUCUAGAUGAGUAACUUGGGUAAUAUCGGGAACCGGAUAAACAUAGAACGUAGAUAUCAAAUAAUUUUGAUAUUAAUCGUGCGAAUUACCGUUGCCAUUAUUGUAAUCUAGCGGGUAUCGUGGUUUCGAGAGAAACCCGUCCCGAUCCAACGCCGCGGGGAGCCGUGAUGAAUCCAUUCGCCGACUGACAGACGCAUUGCAACCUUUCGACUGUUUUUGCUGUAUCGUCGGGAUUGGUUUCGAAAACGUUUGCAAAGAUACGUCAUAACCAGACAGUCUCGUCUAGACGAUAAACCAUCGAAAAAUAAGUUCAAAGCAAUUUUCUCAUCUAACGCUAAGUAUUUCGCAACUACAAAGCAUCACGAUAUGUCUACAAACCGAAUAGUUUUACGUCUUCGAUGGAUGCAACAUGACGCAUUUUUCUUUUGGUAAAUGACUUACGAUCUUGCGCUGCUUUUCUUAUCCUUCAUACGCUUCUCUCGAAAUUGUCGGCUAAAUAAAAUGUUGUGUUACUUUAUGCUUCUAUUGUAAUUUGAAGUAUGUGAUUAUAAUUCGUCGAUCUUAUGUACGGAGAGACGAUGUACGUUUUAAGGGAGUGUAUGAUGGAUUUAGAGAUAAAGAUUGCGUCGUUUACAAGCGUUAUCACUGCAUCUUCUCCAUAGAUUCAAUGUUUCAAGUUAUUCGAUAAACGUCAUUUAAUGAUUUAUUUAUCCGUACGCUAGACUAUGUUAACCUUCGGCGAGAUGCAAUCAGAGAUGCUGAAAAAUUCAAGUUUGAAACUGGUACUGUUUCAAAUUUGAUUUCAUUGAAUUAUCAUUCUGGUUUAAAAUAUUAUAUUAUUAUAUAUUAUAAUAUUAACAUCAUUUGUUAUGAUUGCACUUGAUCGAGGGUUAACAUAGAAAUGAUCUGAAAUUUCGAAGAUUGUCGAAUCACUUUCAGAUUGUCAAAUCAUUCUCAGAUUGUUAAAUCAUUUUCAGAUUGUUAAACCGUUUUCAGAUUCGUCGUUAAAGCUUGUUAGCACUUCCUUCCUUUUGCGUAAGGUCAGAGUUUUUGGCCUUCGUCCAUCGCGGUUUCGAAUGUAUCUCUUCUUUACGCUUCCCCCAUGAUAUUUCCGACGGCGAGAAAUUCGAACGAAAUUUCGUGGAAGAUUUGCUGAUACGAAAACGCACAUUAGAAGUACAAUGUCACGGCCCUGCGUUCUUAAUCGUUAUAAAUGAGAUGAUUAAAGUAAAAUGUAUCGUAUACCAAUAUACGGAAAAAUAUCAUAUUCACACACUACAUGCAUAAUGCGCAGAUGAUUGUUAAACGGUCAUGUUUUCUCUAAUAGAAAAUAGGUUUUCUCCACUUGCGAAGAAUGUUUACGGUUGCUCGUUAUAAAGAUCGUUGAUUUUUUCGUACCGAUUGCCUACAGUUGUGCCUCGUGAGUCAAGCCCGUUGUUACGAGUGAUGUUGCAUUGUAUAUAUUACGAACGUAAACCAAAAUGAGGAAAGAACGGAAAAACGUAUUAUCAUUUUUGUCGAUCACGGGAAUCACCAUCACGGUCGAGAGAAAACGUGGCAAAUUUCCAAAGAAACAGAGAAAAAGAAAAAAGAAAGAACCGCGAGGUUAUUCAUUUUACGUCGAAGACUCGAACGAAUCAUUCCCAGGUAAUUGCAUGUCGUUUUGAUAAUUUUAUACUCGAGAACAUGAAUUUGUAAAACGAAAACCCCCGAACCGAGUCCGAACGACGAACCGGACGUUCACGAAUGUUCAAUUGUAAUGUCGACGCGAAAAUUCUGGCAUAAAUGAAAAACAUGAAAAACAAGCGUAAACGAAAACUAUCGAUCUGAUGUGUGAACAUUACGAAGGAAAGCCAAUGGUUUUUUAUGAUACUCGUCGGACCUUUGCGAUUCGUUGUUCUCUGUCGCGUGCGCGGCAACAUACACACACACACACGUACACACAUGCACACACAUAUACACGACGAUCGUUCACGAUCAAACAACACCAACGUUCGCGAUCAGAGCGACGAAUUCACUCCUUGAUAGAGCGACACGUGUCUUCCUUGAACAAGAUACAAUAACUAGAAUUUAGUCCCCCGAGAGUGGAGUAACUAGGUGAUGCUUAUUCAUUUCUAUACAUUUUACUUCUAUAUAUUUUAUAGCGUUGUUCACUCGAGAAUGGGAGGAAUGAUUGUGUAUGAGAAUCACGAUGAGACGAUUUUACGCGCAUCUUACAGCUCAAGUGCGAUUGAAGAUGCCAGCUGUCGUGUUACACGAAUUGGCUACCAUCAUCGCGACGUCGCAGAGAACCGUGUUUCUUGACGUUAAAUUCUGAAAAAACUUUCUUCGACAACGGAGCAAAUUAUUUGAAACGUUUCCCUUCUCUAUGAGAAUUUUAUCGCUCGUUGAAAUUUUCAAGCAAUUAUUUUAGACUGCGGACUUUUGUAUAGGAAUAAAAAUUGUCUGCGCUAAUUAGGGGCUGCAUAGAUAUUUCGUUCGUUUUUUGUUCAUUUUAAUAAGUUGAAAACAGUUCAACAGUAUUUUUAAAUUUCUUAAAUAUUCUCACUGCUUUGUGUUCGAUCAACUCGUUUUUGUUAUGAGUGCGUAACGUCCGCAGUCUAGUAACAAUUGCGAAAUCCAAAAAUUUGUAAGGAUACAAGAAACUGCGCAGAGAAAUGGUUAACAAGUAACAGAAACUUAGUCUCUCAGCAGUGAUUUCAAUAUCGUUUAUCUGAUAAGAAUAAUGAUCGGGAAGGUAAUGCUAAUCGUUUGGCACAAGUUCGACGAUUGGUAAAUUCUGUAGCCGUCGUUGCUGGCAUCUUCAAUUAACCCUAGAAUACUAAUGUACGUAAUUUUUACGUUUACUACGUAUUUUAAACUUCUCCUUGGCAUCGAUGUCAAAUAUAAUAACAGUUAAUUAGAUUUUAAAAAGUGUAAUAAUUAUUAAGGAUACAUACAUUUAUAAUUGUUAAAACUAACGAUAAUAAAUGCGGCCGUAAGGAUAUUAGAAUUCUGGGGUUAACAUUUAUUUAGUGGUUAACAUUUAAGCACUUGUUGGAUCGAUUAUUGUUAGACGAAAUAUGUUUCUCUCUUCGGAAUUAUUACUACGAAUCAGCGAAGUCUCAAUGAGUUCUCGAAGUUCUUUGCAGAUCGGCUAUCGGUGUACGUGUUCGCCUACCUGUCUGGAUGAUUUGUGUAAAAAUUCUCUUAUCGAUUCUCAGAUGCAGUUAAUGAAACGUUGUUCCAUUUUAGCUGUAAAGGUAACUGUUCGGGAUUAACGUUGAAAUAAAAUAAAUCGAAUUAUUCUAUUAGCGUUGCAACAAUCAGCGGAACGUGUUGAAAUUCAUCGCACAAAUGUGCAUCGUCGAUAAAGCGUGAACAGCACUAGUCCGUAAACAAUUUUACUCGUUUCUUCCACUUGAUAAUAAACAAAUUCCGUAAAUUCUGCACCAUUGAAACCAAACGUCGAGAUUAAGACACUCUCGUCGCUCGUUAAACUACUCAGCAGAGCGGAGGAAACAUUUUCAUUCGUUUCGUGCGAUUUCAUUUAAUGUUCAUUCUGUUUUGUUUUGUUUCUUUUUCUGUUCAAUGCGGGAGAACAAUAUUUCUGAAAUUUUAUCGAAGAAUGUUAUAAUAAACGUAAAUAUAAAUUGUUAGAAUAGUAAGAAGUGUGUUGAAAUAGUUUUAUGUAGACAAUAAAUUGUGCUGAAUUAUAUAUUCAAGGUGCCAGAAAAGUAAUUCGUUUAUUCAUUCAUUUUUACUUGUGCGUCGAACGUUCAUCAGUAUCGGUGGCUCUUUUCAUUUGGCAAGGACAUUGUUUUCCGUGAGCGAGCACAUUUGUUGAUUUUCUGAAAUAUUUUCAAGAAAUUACGAUCGUUCUAUUACUGUCCUCAAUAUGAAAUCUUUCGUUUCCGACGGUACUCUCAAUAAAUAUUUCAAUUAUGUAACCCAACCGAUCCCUUCUGAAUUACGGUUGAAUCUCUUGUCUACUAGAGAAAAGGAUGAUCGUGUCAGCGAGUGUACAUUAAUUUACCUUUACUUUGUAUGUACAAAAACGAGGAGGAAAAGAAAUAUUGUUGAGCCGGAAGUUUGUACUCUAUUAUAUGCAUGAGAAACGCCGCGACUAUGUUCAUGCAAGACAUUGAUUUUCCAUUGGUAGACGUAAUUUUAAGAUAGAUCGUUAGGUAGUUCUUUUUACAAGGAAAUAAAGAUUAUUAAACGAA